Thermothelomyces thermophilus ATCC 42464 is the source of this 483-nucleotide messenger RNA. RefSeq lists its product as uncharacterized. The record is from RefSeq and is a predicted model, not a curated record. Lineage: Eukaryota; Fungi; Ascomycota; Sordariomycetes; Sordariales; Chaetomiaceae. The transcript has a single exon. Bases 209 to 448 code for a protein of 79 amino acids.
UUCGACCCGAUGGCCUCUAUUUGGACAAGUGACAGACCGAGGGGCCAGGACGCUCCGGAGCCCAUCGACCGGCAGACGGAUUCACUGCCGCAUGGUCAUUUGCGAAACAGCCGCUCUGCUUUGAUGGACUCUCUGGGAACUCCGGGACACCGACCGCGGCCGAAUUUCUGGGACCAGCUCGAGGAUUUCACGUCGGGCUCGGGCGAACAUGACGCAGAGAGGUCGCUCGUCUCGACACGAAGGCCAUGGGCUCCAAACACAGAGCAACAACGCCAUCCCAAUCCCGGCGGACUCAAUGGCCAAGAACCACAAGCCACCAGCCCUGAGGUCGCUGCAGAAUCUAAUAAUGAUCCUGUUCGUCGUCUUUCUGAGCAUUUGGGCAAUUCUCACUCUGAACAUAGCCCCGCGGCGGCAGCACAGAGGCGUAGCUUUCGGGUCCGGCCGCUGAGCGGAGACCGUCCAAGAGGGUUGAAAGGGGAGGAG